AUGACCACAAUGGGCGGGGGAUGGACGGCCAUUCAGAAACGCGUAGACGGAUCCGUGAGUUUUGACAGGAACUGGGCGGAUUAUAAGAAUGGUUUUGGUUCACCAGAACAGAAUUUUUGGAUUGGAAAUGAGGCAAUCCAUAAAUUAACAAAAGACAACACCUUAUCCCUUUAUGUGUCCAUCACUAUCCAGAAUGGUACAACACUGUAUGAAAUGUACGACAAAUUCUUUGUCUCCAACGAGGCAGGGAAAUAUCAACUCUCUCUUGCAGGACCUGCCACUGGGACCUUAGGUGACUCUAUGAUAGACACUGGUCGUUCCUGGGCUGAUCUGACUGGGAUGUACUUCUCCACCCCAGACAGUGAUAACGACGGGUGGCCUAGUGGUAACUGUGCUGCUACAUGGAGAGGAGGCUGGUGGUUUAACAGCUGCCGCCGAGCCUUCCUUAACGGUCCAUGGUCCUCGGGGUCCUGGUCCAACCCGUGGUAUCCCACAGUGGAGUACGGGACAUCAGUAAAGGAGACCAGCAUGAUGAUCAGACGUCACUAG
Saccostrea cuccullata (small rock oyster) is the source of this 549-nucleotide messenger RNA. RefSeq names its product fibroleukin-like. The record is from RefSeq and is a predicted model, not a curated record. The coding region runs from base 1 to 549 and encodes 182 amino acids. Lineage: Eukaryota; Metazoa; Mollusca; Bivalvia; Ostreida; Ostreidae. The transcript is spliced from 4 exons.